CGCGGAGUUACGAGGAGCAUUUACGGCAUCUGGAAGAAGUGUUCCGCUUACUUGAGGAAGCUAACCUGACGAUCGCCGGAGACAAGUGUGAGAUCGGCCGUUCGGAGGUUACCUAUCUUGGGCACGUCUUCAAUGAUAAGGGUAUGAGCCCGGAUGCGGCAAAGGUCGAAGCAAUACUUCGUUGGCCUGUUCCUACAACGGCCAGCGAACUGAGGUCGUUUGUCGGCCUGGCUGGGUAUUAUCGACAUUUUGUUAGCCAUUUCUCUUCGGUGGUGAGGCCUCUAUAUGCCUUGGAGCCCGCCUGUAAGAAGGAAAAGAGUAACAGCCUCUUGGGUAAGUGGAAGGAAGAGCAGGAUACGGCUUUCCUACACUUGAAGUGUGGCCUAGCGUCCUUGCCGGCCUUGGCUUACCCCGACUUCGAGCAACCUUUCCAGUUGGUUACGGACGCCUCCGACUACGCCAUUGGUGCAGUAUUGGAACAGCAGGGGAGGCCUCUGGCUUUCUACAGCCAGGCGCUUUCUGGUGCACAGCUGAGGUGGCCUGUUUAUGAGAAGGAGGCCUAUGCGAUAUUCAAGGC
Perkinsus marinus ATCC 50983 is the source of this 577-nucleotide messenger RNA. Its product is annotated as retrovirus polyprotein, putative. The record is from RefSeq and is a predicted model, not a curated record. The annotation marks the transcript as partial. NCBI's taxonomy places the organism in Eukaryota, Perkinsozoa, Perkinsida, Perkinsidae. The transcript has a single exon.